AUGGCCUCUCCAGUGGCGGCCGCCAAACAGCAGCUAAGGCGCCUUAUCAAACAGAGACUCUCCACCGUCUCUCAGGAAUCCGUCCUCGCCCAAAGCCGCACAAUAUUUGAAACGCUCAAAAACUUCAAGCCCUACCAAGAUGCCAGCCGCAUCAGCGUAUACCUCUCCAUGCCCGUUGGGGAGAUCCAGACCGACGCCAUCGUUCGCCAUGCCCUGAACGCUGGAAAGCAAGUCUUUGUGCCAUACCUGCACAAGUCGCCUCUCGAUGAGCCCGGCACUCCAGCCCGUGUGAUGGACAUGGUGCAGCUGCAAGACGUCCAAGACUAUGACGGCCUCCAGAGAGAUUCUUGGGGCAUUCCCAGCAUAGAUCCUGCUACGGUGCAUCGGCGGCAGCGCAUCCUCGGCGGGUCAGACGUGCUCAAGCCAGGCCAGGCUACCUUGGACCUCAUCCUCAUGCCGGGCGUCGCCUUUGAUACCGAUGAUGGGGGCUGUGUGCGGAGGCUUGGCCACGGCAAGGGCUUCUACGAUUUCUUCCUCAACAGGUACUUGGCUGCAAAGCCUCAUGAUGAAGGUGAAGGCAGCAGCGGCCCUGUGUUGAGAUUCUACGGUUUGGCUCUCACCGAGCAGCUUCUCGAUCCCAUCAAAGAUGAGCCGGUGCCUAUGGGCCAGUAUGAUCGGAAGUUGCACGGCUUGGUUCUAGGCAAUGGCCAAGUCAAGCUUUCACCGGAUAUUCAAUCCGUAAGCACUUCAUGA
Molecule: messenger RNA, 753 nt
Organism: Trichoderma atroviride IMI 206040
Lineage: Eukaryota; Fungi; Ascomycota; Sordariomycetes; Hypocreales; Hypocreaceae
Biological process (GO): tetrahydrofolate interconversion; folic acid-containing compound biosynthetic process
Cellular component (GO): mitochondrion
Molecular function (GO): 5-formyltetrahydrofolate cyclo-ligase activity
Source: RefSeq, a predicted model, not a curated record